UGGAGGGCGCUCAAUGAAGUUACCAGCCAGAGCAGGCGGAUCAUAGAUUUCAACCAAAACAAGACGAAAAAAUAAUUUCUCAAGUAUUUAAGCGGUGACUCGCGUAUAGUGAAAACAGACGUAUUAGCGCUGGUGGCAAAAGAUUGGAUCUGUGUGGAGGUGAACGGUUUGUAGCGUUUAUUUUGAAGCAGGUCUACAGUAUGAUUUGCAGAUAUGGCAAGAAGGGGUAAGACCGUUGUGAGGACCCUGGAGGAUUUAACCCUUGAUUCUGGUUAUGGUGGAGCCGCGGAUUCCUUCAGGUCGUCCAGCUUGUCUUUGUGCUGUUCAGAUACGCAUCUGCCUUAUGCACAUGGAGGGAAUUGCUGGCAUCUGACGGACUCCAUGCACAGUCGACACAACAGCUUGGACACGGUUAACACGGUUCUGGUAGAAGACACCGAGAUCCUGGAGUGCUCCGGCCAGUGCGCAAAGCUGCCCGAGCUGGAGGACGUGCCGUGGAGCCUCGGGGAGGUGGAACAGGCACUCAGGAAGGACGAAGAGCUGAGAGCGGCGAACCCAUCGCAGGAGAUCUUGACCAGGCUGUCCGCUCUGGUGAGCCGAGCGCUGGUGAGGAUCGCCAGGGAAGCGCAGCGCCUGAGCUUGCGUUACGCCAAGUGCACGAAGUAUGAGAUCCAAAGCGCCAUCAAGGUGGUCCUGUCGUGGACCCUCUCCGUCAAUUGUAUUACCGCGGCCCUCAGCGCCCUGUCCCUUUACAACAUGAGCACCGGGGAUAAGUUCAGCCGCGGCAAGUCAGCCAGGUGCGGGCUCAUUUUCUCGGUGGGGAAGUUCUUCAGGUGGAUGGUGGACAGCAGGGUGGCGCUGAGAGUCCACGAGCACGCGGCGAUCUACCUGACCGCCUGCAUGGAGAGCCUGUUCCGAGAGGUGUUCAGUCGCGUGCUGCGCAGCGCCGUCGUUGAUAAGGACAAUGGGAUCCCGAAGUUUACCGUUGAGUCUUUGGAACAGGCGAUCAACAACGAUUCGGAGAUCUGGGGUCUCCUGCAGCCCUACCAGCACCUCAUCUGUGGCAAGAACGCAAGCGGGGUGCUGAGUCUGCCGGACAGCCUGACGCUGCACAGGGACCAGCAGAGGGCCAACAAGGCCGGCGACGCCCAGGCCUACAGCCAAUCAGAGCGCCGCACCAUCGAGCAGUGCCUGCUGGCCACACGCGUGGGGAGCAUCGCCGAGCUCAGUGACCUGGUGUCCAGGGCCAUGCACCACCUCCAGCCGCUGCACAUUAAGAACCACAGCAACGGGACACCAAUGCACCAGCGGCAGGGCUCCAUCCACUGGGAGCCCGAGGCCCUCUACACCCUCUGCUACUUCAUGCACUGCCCGCAGAUGGAGUGGGAGAACCCCAACGUGGAGCCCAGCAAGGUCACCCUGCAGACCGAGAGGCCGUUCCUGGUACUGCCACCGCUGAUGGAGUGGAUCCGGGUGGCGGUGGCACACGCCGAGCAUCGCCGCAGCUUCUCGGUGGACAGCGACGACGUGCGGCAGGCGGCGCGGCUGCUCCUGCCUGGGGUGGACUGUGAGCCUCGGCAGCUCAGGACGGACGACUGCUUCUGCGCCUCCCGCAAGCUGGACUCGGCCUCCACGGAGGCCCGCUUCCUGCAGGACCUGGGCUUCCGCAUGCUGAACUGCGGCCGCACCGACCUGGUCCGGCAGGCUGUGAGUCUGCUGGGUCCUGAGGGCAUCAACAGCAUGAGCGAGCAGGGCAUGACCCCGCUCAUGUACGCCUGUGUGCGCGGGGACGAGGCCAUGGUGCAGAUGCUGCUGGAUGCAGGUGCCGAUAUCAACAGCGAGGUGCCAAACACAGUACACAAGCACCCCUCAGUUUAUCCCGAAACGCGCCAGGGGACCCCCCUCACUUUCGCUGUGUUACACGGACACGUCCCUGUCGUGCAGCUGCUGCUGGAUGCUCACGCCAACGUGGAGGGCUCGCUGCAGGACGGAGAGGAGAACUACGCCGAGACGCCUCUGCAGCUGGCGUCUGCCGCAGGGAACUUUGAGCUGGUGAGCCUGCUGCUGGAGAGAGGGGCGGACCCCAUGAUUGGCACCAUGUCCCGCAACGGCAUCUCCUCCGCCCCCCAGGGGGACAUGAACUCCUACAGCCUGGCCGCUGCACACGGACACAGGAAUGUGUUCCGCAAGCUGCUGUCCCAGCCGGAGAAAGGGAAGGGUGACGUGCUGUCCCUGGAGGAGAUCCUGGCUGAGGGCUCGGAGCUGGGAGAGAGGCAGCCCCCCCAGCUGGACCCCAGCCGCACCAGCAAGGCCAAACUGCGGGCCCUGAGGGAGGCCAUGUACCACAGCGCUGAGCACGGCCACGUGGACAUCACCAUCGACAUCCGCAGCCUGGGUGUGCCCUGGACCCUGCACACCUGGCUGGAGUCCCUGCGCACCUGCUUCCAGCAGCACCGCCGGCCGCUGAUCCAGGGUCUGCUGAAGGAGUUCAGCUGCAUCCAGGAGGAGGAGUACACCGAGGAGCUGAUCAGCCACGGCCUGCCGCUGCUCUUCCAGAUCCUGCGAGCCAGCAAGAAUGAGGUGAUCAGCCAGCAGCUGUCAGCCAUUUUUUCUCAGUGCUACGGGCCGUACCCCAUCCCAAAGCUGACGGAGAUCAAGCGGAAGCAGACCUCCCGCCUAGAUCCUCACUUCCUGAACAAUCAGGAGAUGUCUGACGUGACCUUCCUAGUAGAAGGAAAGCCUUUCUACGCACACAAAGUCCUACUCUACACUGCCUCCAACAGGUUUAAAUCUCUCCUCUCCAACAGACCUCCCUCAGAAAACACCUGCAUUGAAAUCAGCCAUGUCAAGUACAAUAUAUUCCAGCUGGUGAUGCAGUACCUGUACUGUGGAGGGACAGAGUCUCUGCACAUCAGAAACACGGAGAUCAUGGAGCUUCUGUCUGCUGCGAAAUUCUUCCAGCUGGAGGCCCUACAGCGACACUGUGAAAUCAUCUGCUCCAAGAACAUCAGCACAGAGACCUGUGUGGAAAUCUACAACCAUGCCAAGUUCCUGGGUGCUCCCGAGCUCUCGGCUUAUGUGGAGGGCUACUUCCUGAAGAACAUGGUGGUGCUGAUCGAGGUGGAGGCCUUCAAGCAGCUGCUGUAUGACAGGCCUGCAGAGAGCCCUGGAGAGGACGUCCUCCAGGCCCUGGAGAAGACCCUGAGCGCACGCAUACACUCCAUACACCUGUCCUCCUCCAAGGGCUCCAUCGUGUGAGUGCUCCCAGCCAGCACUGCCUAACGUUCUCACAGCGCUGCAGUGACGUUGCCGCAACAGCUGCCCCACCUACCCACUCUCCUUACAAGCUGCAACACUGCUGAAACGCUGUGGGAACGUUAAGCUCCGGCCAGCUUUGCUGGGAACGGCUCUGAUCUCCCCUGUAGUUGCUGGCAGAGCAUUCCAAAUGAACUUUAAUCCGUUUGCUUCCUGGAGCUGCCUGGUCAUCUAACAGUGUUUUCUUCAAACGAACACCACUGGUGGACUGUAGCAUCAGAAAUCUGGCUGUCAUGUCAUAGUGGGUCGACGUCCUCUUUUUUCAGUGUUUAUAUUUUAAUGAGAGAAUUUCAACAGAAUUUUACUUAGUGGGGAUUGGGCCAAAUUAAACUGGUUACUGGUGUGUGUCAGUUUAAGGUUCUACAUUUUAAAGCUAUGACAUGAAUGUAUUUACUGACCCAUGGAGGAGCAGCAGGUGAGACCAAGGGCCCUGCGUAGUUUAUCUAUUUUAAUGGUUUUUUAAUUUGUAUUUUAAGUGAACAGGGUAUUCCUAACAGACAGUUCUGAGAGUGAAGCCAGGGGUCAAAGCUCAUUGUAAUGAAAUCUCAAAGUGAAGCACCUUUGAACAAGUUCCAUCUUUAAUCCAUGGUUCAUAUGUCAACAGUACAACACUGGAUUCUCUUGUGUCAUCGCAGUGCAUGUGAACUAUUUGAUUCUUCUUCCAGUUUCCAGUGAAUUUAGCCAAAAUGUGGCUCACCUUCUCUCAUGUCUGGAGCUGUUAAUACUCAAGAGAUGGCAGAGUAGUUUCAUUCACACUCAUGGUAGACAGAUUCAUUUAAUUAAUAUUAACCAAAUGCCAAACGUUCUCUGAAACCUUACCUGCUGAGGUAGGGGGAUUCUGUCUGUAAUAAUGGCUAUACGAAACCUUACCUGAUCAAGUGGGGGGGGGUACUGUCUGUAAUAAUGGCUAUAACCCUUUUUUUGCGGGGCAGCAUCAUCAUAUGAUCCUGCUGAGAGAACAUACACAUUUUGCUAUACUCUAUCUCUAAAUCCCCUCUCUCUUUAACAAAUGUUAAAAUGUGAACUUUCACAACAAUCCGUUGCAUUUAUAAGACACAGCCAUCGAAUGGUGGUAUUUAUAUACUUCCACCAGCCUGUAGCUACUAACACCUUCAGCCAGUCCAGAGGUUGCAUAACAAGAAAUGUAAUGUAAUGCCAACAAUUAAACAUUAAUAUUGAGGUGAUGAUUAUAACAGUGUUCUGCUUUUGCAGGUUUGCUCAUUAAUUUUGUCUCAGAGUUUCAGGCCCCUUUGAUACAUCUGAAAUGCUGUUAUUAAAAACCACCAAUUUUAAUAAUUAUAAGCAGGCCUGCUGAAAUGCUAGUGAGGACUUUGACCUAACCCGAGCAGAGAAAGUGUAAAUAUAUGAUGUAAAAUCAGAAAGAGAAGAUGUGCUGUAAACUAAUGUGUACAUACUCACCUGCUUGAUUGCUUUCCCAGCUGGAGUGCUCUCCUGGACUGGAAGCAGAUAAAUGUCGCUUUUCUUAGUGUUUAAUUGCGCCAAUGCAGUGCUCUAAUGGUUGUUGCUCUUAGUUUUGCCUGUUUGUUUUUAUAUCUGUUUGUCUGUCAGCUGUGAGAACUCUGAGUAAGAGAGGUAGAGAUCUGUGAUAAUAAGAAUUAUGCUUCCUCACCGAGUAACUGUGUAUUUUCCAGGUGAGUGAUGUUUAGUGAGAUUAGCUGACUCAUUCAGAUGGAUGCUUCAUAAAUGCUGUGAUGAAACGACCAUCAUGUCCAGACAUUGUGAACUCACAUGUAGAUACCUGUAUGAUGUAUAUAACUGAAUAUGCACCUCCUCAAGAAAGAUACCAUAUAUUUAUAUCUGUUUUCAGGGAAAUUUCAGUCUAAAAUAUAUUACUCUGUGGUGAUUUAGAAAAGAGCAUACCUGAAAAUGAGGGUUUGACCAAUAUUUGAGAAUGAUAUGUGGAAUAUGUUGUGUGGAAAUGCCAGGUUUAGGCCUGUGGGUAGGCCCAGUACCUGUGCUGUGUUCUGCUCUUAAUGCCGCUUGCUGCUUCUCCUCACAGACUCCUCAGUCCCCACAGAAUUCUUCUGUUAUUCUUCCACGGCCCAUUUUCAGUACAGUAGGCGUUGUAGUAAUGUGAGUGUGAGUUUACAGUGUAACUGAUAUACACUGCGUUACAUAACCCUGUGGUGACAUCCAGGCAGUCUAAUGAUAAAUGUAACUGUGGGGCAUCACAUCAACCCGUGGAAAAAUUUCAGCACCAGACUUUAGCCAACAGAAAAAUUCCACAUUAAAAUGUUAAAUGCUACUUUAAAAGGCAGGUACAGCUAAAGAAGCCAGUCCCAUUGAAAUGCAUUUUAAAGAUUUAAUAAAACCUGUCCUCUGAAGUAUGUAUUAUUAGGACUGUGUUAUCAAGAGUCCAUAGCAGCGGAACAAAUUGGCUGUUGAUUGAUCAGGCACCUGAAGUUUUCCCUGCUAAAGCUGUGUAUGAAGUGUCCUCCUGUGACUUUGUCUGUGCAAGCUUAGCAUGAAAGCCACAGCGUGUAAAAAAGGAAGGAGAUGUCUGCACCCUCCUGCAUUGAAAAUGGGGGUUGCACCAAUAGGGGCAGCGUCUAAGGACGUCUUUCGGCAUUCCAAACUGGGAGGAAAAGGGGAAAGACAACAGGCCAUUCCAAAUUUUAAAAAAUGUUUUUGAAUGUUUGCAAGAAUGAGAACGGGAGCAUUCCAGAACCCGGGGGAGUGAAUGGACUAAAAGCAAAAGGACCUGACAUGGAGCAUGGCACUGUCAUUUCUGCAUUGUGUUCACCAAUAAAACCAGCUUCCAUUUCAUGCUCUGCCUCUACGUGAGCAUCUCGCGCUGUUGGCCGGGUCUGCCCGUGCCGAUUAACCAAACCAGAGAAGAGAAAUUAUAGAGUAUGUUAUUAUUUCACUUAGCGACAUUGUGCAAAAAUGUAUGGUGUAAAUAACAAGAAUGAGGUUGGACCAAACAUGAACAUUAAACUUGUGUUAAAGUUAUGUUCAAUAAAAUGAAUUUGUGUACAGUAAAUGCAUUAGCUUCCACUUCACCUGCUGUUUCCUUUGGUGAUGUUUUUACCUGUUGGAGCAGAAGGAUGUGAAUAACAUUGGGUGAAGGGGAGUGGCACUCUGAUAGGUGAUUGGGCACAAAGGUGAGGUCAUUUAAGAUGAUGAAUUAUAUCUUUUAUUUUAUAAAAAAUCAAUAAGGGAGUAGUUAUAAAGGAACAAAUAUGAAUUAUCAUGAGAAUAAGGCCUUUUUCAGCACAUUGUUGACCCAUAUGUGACAAGUGUAUAACCUGAAAAGACAUCACAGCCAACUGGUGUGCCAAGCUAUGUUCCAUUGAUGUCAGUUUAUGUGAUUUCAGACCUGUGUGACCCGUCUCAUGGAGAACUGGCAUUAUACCCAUAAAAUAUACAUUUUACAACUUAAUAAAAAGACCUUGCAAACACCUUGCAA
Messenger RNA from Megalops cyprinoides (Indo-Pacific tarpon), 6745 nucleotides. RefSeq names its product BTB (POZ) domain containing 11b (gene abtb3b). The record is from RefSeq and is a predicted model, not a curated record. NCBI's taxonomy places the organism in Eukaryota, Metazoa, Chordata, Actinopteri, Elopiformes, Megalopidae. Gene Ontology annotation, molecular function: structural constituent of chromatin; protein heterodimerization activity; DNA binding. Gene Ontology annotation, cellular component: nucleosome. The transcript has 17 exons. The coding region runs from base 214 to 3258 and encodes 1014 amino acids.